AUGGCGGCGGCAGACUACUAUAAUCCUGGCGGCGGCAACAUGCCUCAGGCGCCAGCAGUCCAAGCACCGAGACCUCAGCAGCAAUAUCCAUAUCCGCCUCAGCAAAGCAACAGCACCUUACCCUACCCAGUCUCCGACGCACCGCCACCCUACUCCCAAUUCUCCGACCACCAGCGUCCACACUCUCAGCCACCACCUCAAAACCGACCCCAACCGCACGUGAAUUUCGCACCCACCAACAACUACGGUCCAGCCGAAACCCACGCCUACCCACCCGACAAACAAAACCACCGGCCCUCCGCCAUGCACAAUGUAGUCCACGCCCAAGCGUCACCAGGGCAGUACGGCCAACCUCAACAACCACCUUAUCGCCCACCCGUUCCCCAACCCCAAUCAGGCUACCCUUUCCCAAAUGGCCUCGCACCACCACCACCCACCGAAACACAACGCCGAGCCUCAGGUAGCUCAGGCUACAGACCAGCCGUGACUCCCUACCAAGGCGACUACGACUACGACAGCCGGAGCGUGAGUCGAGAUCGUGGAAGCAGCGGCCGGCACCACCAUCAUCACCACCACGAUCAGUCAACGCAGCAGAAGAAGAAGGGCAAGAACUCCGUCAGCACUUUCUUGGGAGCUGGCGGCGGCGCAUUGAUAGGCGAUUUGAUUUUCCCGGGUCUGGGGACGAUAGGUGGUGCGGUGUUGGGUGGGGUUGGUGGACACGAGUACGGGAAGCAGAGGCGGAGUUAUAGUAAUGUGGACGGGAGGUCGAAGAGUUAUCAUUCGUCCAGGGAUUACGAUUAUGAUGAGGGAUUGGAUAGGAGAGGGAGGAGGAGGGAUGUUUAUUGA
This is a messenger RNA of Recurvomyces mirabilis, 846 nucleotides long. RefSeq lists its product as uncharacterized. The record is from RefSeq and is a predicted model, not a curated record. The coding region runs from base 1 to 846 and encodes 281 amino acids. The transcript has a single exon. Lineage: Eukaryota; Fungi; Ascomycota; Dothideomycetes; Mycosphaerellales; Teratosphaeriaceae.